GUCUGAUCUGUGACAUGACCAUGACAGACUAGUCUGUCUGUGAGUGAACUCGAACGAAAGAAAGAAAUAUAUACGAAGAAAGUUUUUUUAGUUCUCACAUUGUUUUUCUUUAAAAAUAUUAUAAGCAGGCUGAUUUUAUAUUAUCUUUACUCUGUUAACUGUAAAUACUUUGAGUGGAACCUAUAAAUCUGUAAAGUGCACUCUUCUGACUAAUAAAUUUGAUAACAAAAAACGACGUUCAUCAAACUGAGAUUGUUAGAAAACUUGUCCACUAAAUAAUGAUACCCCGGUUUUGUUCGUGACCUGUAAUCUCUAAUCGAAGUUAUUUCACAGAUAUUUCUGGAGGUGGAGGGGCAGCGGGUGAUGGUGCGAUGGCGUCGCGGCGCGUGACGCGCAAGUGGGAGGUGUUCGCCGGGCGCAACCGCUUCUGGUGCGACGGCCGCCUCAUGACGGCGCCGCACCCCGGCGUGUUCGCGCUCACGCUGGCGCUCAUCUGCGGCACGUGCGCGCUGCACUUCGCCUUCGACUGCCCCUACCUGGCGGCGCGCGUGUCGCCCGCGGUGCCGGCGGCCGGCGGCGCGCUGUUCGUGUUCACGCUGUCGGCGCUGCUGCGCACGGCGCUCAGCGACCCCGGCAUCAUCCCGCGCGCGGCGCCGCACGAGGCGGCGGCGCUGGAGGCCGGCUGUGAGCCGCCGGGCGCCGGCGCCGGCCGCCCGCCGCCGCGCGCGCGCGAGGUGCUGGUCCGCGGCCGCCCCGUCAAGCUCAAGUACUGUUUCACCUGCAAGAUGUUCAGGCCGCCGCGUGCGUCGCAUUGUUCGCUCUGCGACAACUGCGUGGACCGCUUCGACCACCACUGCCCGUGGGUGGGCAACUGCGUGGGCAAGCGCAACUACCGUUACUUCUACACGUUCGUGGUGUCGCUGUCGUUCCUGGCGGUGUUCGUGUUCGCGUGCGCGGUGACGCACCUGGCGCUGGAGGCGCGCGGCGCGGGCUUGGCGGCGGCGCUGCGGUCGUCGCCCGCGUCCGCGGUGGUGGCGGCCGUCUGCUUCCUGUCCGUGUGGUCGGUGCUGGGGCUGGCCGGCUUCCACACGUACCUGGCGUCCACGGACCAGACCACCAACGAGGACAUCAAGGGCUCCUUCUCGUCGCGGCGCGGCGUCUCCAACCCCAACCCGUACUCGCGCGGGAACGCCUGCGCCAAUUGCUGGCACGUGCUCUGCGGUCCACUCGCGCCCAGCCUCAUUGACCGUCGCGGCGUGUUCACGAUCGACUUGAAGGACGAGCUGCCGCCGGUGUUCGCGCGAGCGGUGGCCCCUCCCCCCGCCGCGUCCGCCGCCGCCCCUGCCACUGCCCCCGCCCCCGUCCCCGCCCCCUCCCUCGCCUCGGCCGCCGCCCACGCCCCCGCCCCCGCCCCCGCGGACGGCAUUCCCCUCGCGCUCGCCGUCACCACGCCACCGAGACCUGCAGCCGCCUCCCCUGACGACGGCAGCUACCGCAAUCUGUUCGGCGGCGGGUACCUGAACCGCAGCCUGGAGCCGGAGCUGCCGCUGGUGGCGGCGGGCGGCGCGCUGUCGGCGUCGCGGCUGCGGCUGCUGCACGACACCACCAUGAUCGACGCGGCGCUGGACCUGGACGAGCCGGAGCCGCCGCCGCACCUGCCGACCGCGCUCCGCGCCGCGCUCUGACACCACGCCCUUCACGCCCUUCACGCGCCCGCCUCUCCUUGUACAUAAUAUUA
Messenger RNA from Plodia interpunctella (Indianmeal moth), 1738 nucleotides. It is a transcript of the gene app, whose product is annotated as approximated. Gene Ontology annotation, biological process: peptidyl-L-cysteine S-palmitoylation; protein targeting to membrane. The transcript has 4 exons. The coding region runs from base 372 to 1685 and encodes 437 amino acids. The record is from RefSeq and is a predicted model, not a curated record. Lineage: Eukaryota; Metazoa; Arthropoda; Insecta; Lepidoptera; Pyralidae. Gene Ontology annotation, molecular function: protein-cysteine S-palmitoyltransferase activity. Gene Ontology annotation, cellular component: Golgi apparatus; endoplasmic reticulum.